AAGGGUAUCUCGGUAUCUCUUAUCAGAUUUGUAUCUUCUUGGUGACAAAACGCAACAGCCAGUAGCAAUUGAAGCCUCCUGGAAAGCGAUCGUGCCUAAAAGUUUUACAUCCCGACGUGAAGUCGAGGGGGUUAGCGCUAAGCGUGAACCGCUCUACAAAGUUCUUCUUCCCCCACCAACAACUUCUUCUCCACAACAUCUCCAGUCUUCCUUACAACACGCAAACCACGGUUCAUUCGGCGUUGAUAAUCCAGUUCAUUGCACCUCACGCACAACUGUUCGAUUCUACAAUCCACGUCACUGUCAACAUGUCUGGAUCAGACGAUAACGGAAGCCCAGGUGCGCCCGAGAAGCCCGAAGGUGCUGGCCAAAGCGAACAUCUCAACAUCAAGGUUACGGACAACAACAAUGAGGUCUUCUUCAAGAUCAAGCGUACUACGGCCCUGAAGAAGCUCAUGGACGCGUUCUGUGAGAGACAAGGCAAGGCUCCUACGUCGGUCCGAUUCCUCUUCGAUGGCAGCCGUGUUCAACCAACCGAUAGUCCAGACACUCUUGACAUGCAAGACGGAGACACACUCGAAGUACAUCAAGAGCAGAUCGGUGGCGCGAACUAGAUAUUUCGACCAGGGCAGGAGGACACAUAUCUGCGGCAUUGAGAAGCAGCUAGACAUGGUCGAAGACGGGAGUGUUUGCAUCUCGAUAUGGUACGGGUGACUUCAUGGUGGCUAUUUCAUUUUCAGGCGUGCAAGGAGUCUCUUAUCGUGGCAUGCUGGCUUUGGGGAGACGGGUUGGCUGAUUUCUAGUGCUUGACAAUCAAGUCUACCUUGAUCUGCCAUAGUCCGAGGCAAGGUAUGCCUGUUCACGGUGAACGAAGACAAUCUCAAAGCAAUCAAAAAAAAAAUCACUAUGCUCGCGGCUCUGGGUGAGAGUAUACAUUCCCCAGCCCGAAAUCACUUCCUUGCCUCUUUGAGUACACACAUAUACACAUAUAUACAAUAUCCAACACCAUGACAAUGCAAGAACUAGAUAC
Mollisia scopiformis is the source of this 1030-nucleotide messenger RNA. Its product is annotated as ubiquitin-like protein. The transcript is spliced from 3 exons. The record is from RefSeq and is a predicted model, not a curated record. Bases 309 to 614 code for a protein of 101 amino acids. NCBI's taxonomy places the organism in Eukaryota, Fungi, Ascomycota, Leotiomycetes, Helotiales, Mollisiaceae. Gene Ontology annotation, molecular function: ubiquitin-like protein ligase binding; protein tag activity. Gene Ontology annotation, cellular component: nucleus; septin ring. Gene Ontology annotation, biological process: protein sumoylation.